GACGUUUACCCAUUAUUUGUUAGCUGGACGAUCAGAUUAGCGGAGGUGGCGAGAGGAAUUGAGACGACGAGGAGGAGGGUCUGUUUUCGGAAGCGCCACCGCUACUGCUGUUAUCUACAUGCUACCACGGCAAUGAUGAUCGCUACGAGCACUACAGGCAGCAGCAGUUCUCUGAACAGCGAUGUUGUCGUCUGCUGCUACUCACGGCGGCCUACGACUACUCAAAGCGCAGCGGCAACGGCAACACGAAGAACAACAACAACACAGCUCCGAUCAUCGUCGUCGUUGUCGGAACGAUGGUAGAGUAGAGGAGCAGCAAAGCUUCAGCGAAGGCUCAGUUCAGAUUGUCCCCUCUAUCUCCUUUUUUCUGUUCCUAUACUUUGAAGCCUAUUGAUGCCGCUGCUCAAGAGCCACUGUUCUUAUAGUAGUGUUUUUAGUUAGCCUGCAGCCGUCGUUUGAGCACCACGCACCGCAGAAGUAACAACAGCGCCCGCAGGUAGAAAAACAAGGCAGAUACAGAGGGACCCGCAAAAAAGGAGGACAAACAGGCCAUUCUCAUCAUCAUCAUCAUCAUCACUAUAGAGAUCUGAGAUCUGUCUGACUGUGAUGAUAAUUUUUUGCUUCUAUCACCACCAUUAUGCCAUGACGCGUCUUCGUUUUCUUUAGGUGCGGUGCAAUCUGCAGGGCUGUGUGUGUAUUAUCGCCUAUCCCCUUUUCUAUCCAGGAUCGCGACAGAAGUCAUGCACGACUGUGUGCGUUUAGCAUGUACAUAUACUUCGAGAGUAAACAUUGCGAAAUUUCGAAAACACUUAUGCACAGACACGACAGACAGUCCGUGGCAAUGUGUGUCUGUGUCUACUUGUUAUAACUAUGUAACAGAUGCGGAGCGGUUUAUGUCUCUCAAUUACUUUCAUGGGUAUAUCUGUGAACGGGCGCUUUCAUUAUUUUUACUAAGAUCUUUAUGUAAUAUGACGGCUUGACGUUUCAUUCUGUUUGUUUGCGCUGUCUUCGCGUCAGAAGGCUGUAUAGCGUUGUCAUUGGUGGAAAUCUACUUCAAUGUUGUGUGAUGAAGUGACUUAUUCUGUACGGAAUAAUUUAAAGCCAUAAAUGGAUGAUUCGAUCGCCGAGUGGUGCAUAGUUGUUAGUUAGUUGAUGUCGAUACGAUGUUAUUACCACGUUCUCUUGCUCUACACAGUUGUGGCCAGCAUUUCCUUGACGUUUUUUUCCUACUCUCAAUCUUCGAACAGCUGCUGUUCCUGUGUGUAGCUCUGAUUUCCACGGCCGCUGCGUGGAGUCUUCUACGGCGAGCGAAAAUCGUUAUUGAUACUCGGGCUGCUACUAAUAUCGCGGUUAAUGCUAUGGAUCGUAUACGUUCGUAGCGUCCAUCCGUCGCUGCAAAAAGAAGAGGCGGCGCGAUGCUGCUGUUGGUGGCGACAGCAGCGGCGCCGGCCGCAAAAUCAGCGCUUCUCACGGCGUCUUCGUUGUUGUUGCAUCAAUACAGAAACUAGAAAUUGGGAAACACCGGCGCAGAAAGACGUUGGGGUAUAGCGUUCUAAUUGUGAUAGACAGACGCUUUAUUUGUAAACAUGCUGUCUAGAUAUUGUUACUUUAGAGUUGAACCGACGUCCAACGUAAAAGGCAAUGCGGUACAUCUCGAUCUGCCGACGUCUAUGUCGCUGUCCUUUAUCAAUCGGUUUUUGUACAUAACGGUGAUGGUUGCAUAAGUAACUGCACUCGCCGCCGCCACCUUGGUUGUCGUCGUCAAAAUCGGCAUCGAUCGAUAUUUGUCUCUGAAGUCGCUGCUAAACGGUAGAUUAAAUUUGGUUUCGCCAAGCGAAUCAGACAAAAGUUGUUGGUGGCGCCUUUUAAUCGUAACAUUAUUAUCAUCGUCAUUCUUAUAUUCAUCAUCUUUGCUGAAACUUGUUGGAUUGACAACGCGAUGCAUCCUGCGUUUCAUAAAAAUUAAGAGAAGUAGCCACCAACGAGCGAAUGAUGAGAAUGAGGGUGAUGGUGUCUUUGGUUUCGCAGGACCAGCAUUUUGAGCAGGGCGAAAACGUCGUAACUGUGGAAGUGUCGUUCGCUGGGUGAUCUACGUAAUUCCGAUCGAAUGAGCUCCUUCAGGUUGAUUUUACGUUGAAGGCGAUCAGUUGCCUUAACUAGGUUAUAAAGACGAAAUUAUCGAUGUUGGUGCCCAUAAUAACGAACUUAAUCAUGUUGGUGCCGAUAUAUCAGCUAUUUGCCCACUGGUUGUUGAAGCGACAAGAGAAAUGCGAUGCGAUCUACUCAAGUUAGUGCUAUCACCGGUGCUAUCUCGGCUAUAUCGAUAAAAGCUGAACGGGAUUUAACAACGCGAUAAAACUGCUGAUUGUGCGAUAGUUGAUUUCUGCUGUUCGACACUCUUUUAAGAUCGAUUUAAGUGAUAGAGCCUGUCGAAAUCAACACAGAAGAUCUGUAACAGCAGGCGAGAUGUUUGCAACGACAGGAAAUGUCUGUUACCUGAGAGAUACAACACUGGCAACAGAUCAGACGGUAAAACCGCGAUAGAUUGCUUACCACCUCGUUCUUGUAUUAUUCUAUUUAUGGAGUAGUUGGGAUCGGAUUGCUACUGUACAGAUCAUCUAAAAUAUGGCGCGCAUUUCUUCCAGAUGUAGCCGCUAAUCUCACCUCCUUUUCGCGGCUACUUGCACAUUCUAUGGGUAUAUUUUUAUAUUGCGUAGUAGGCAGCGUUACGAGGUUCCUGUUGUGUUUCUUUUCCUCUUUUUAUUUGUCUUCGGCCACCUUGGGAAUACACGUUUCUCGCGGGACUAUUUACGAUUGGUAAGUGGCAAGUGCUCUGAUUCGCGCAAGUGUUGAGUCAGCACGUGUCAAGACUCCACAAUGGCAUUCUAGCAUCAGUUCAAUGUAGUCGAUAAAAGCGUGCAAUAUUGUGGUGUAACGGUUUGCCUGUCAUGCAGUCGUCUAGGCUAUAUCGCUGCUACUUGAUCUUUGUGCUAUUGUGUGUCUAUAUGUGCUCUGUGAACUGUUAGAUAUUGAAAUCUUCUGCCGAAUCUACUAGCCCGAUAUUAAGUGGACUGUCAGUCAAAUCGAACCUCGUCACGCACAUACACACACACAUAUUGGAUACGAUGGCCGCAAAGAUCUCCAAAAAAAUACCUUCGCGGAACCCACUCUCAGCGUGUAAGUGAAGCCGAUGGAUUAGAGUGUAGGAGAGUGUUCUAGGCCUGAAGACAGUGUACUCCGUGUGCUCGUUGCGCAUGUGUGUGUGCUGAUUGUGGAGAUUUAUCUGCACCUUAAGAAAAAAGAAAAAGAGGGAGGGGAGCUGGGGGUGCCUCCAAGAGCCCAGCCGAUCGACCGAUCAACAGCGGCGGUAGAGGCAGCGAUCGAAGAAGCAAUCGGCGGACGACGGACUCCGUAUGUCCACCAGUCGACCUGCGUGUAGGCCUGUGGACCUGUUUGUCUGAUGGAGGGACGGACCACCUUAACUAGCGACGACUAUUUUGCUCCCAAGAACAGCUCCUCCUCCUCCUCCUUGAGAAAACGGCAAAUUCCAUUGGUACCUCUGAACGACUUUUUAGCCAUCGUGGCUAAAUCGGACAACUGUAGGUGUUGUUCAGCGAGGCUAUGAGAUGUGCCAUGCCAUAUAUUUCAAUAUCUAUAUAUCCACUACUCCAAUAAAGAUGAAUCUGCCGACAUGUGAUGGUAUGAUGACGUAACUGCUAAUGGCUACUCCGAUGUUUGUUGCCUGCGUCCUAUGGAGUUCAUGUUGCUGCUGCUGCUGUUGUGGCAUUAACUGCAUCGUCGUCUACCCUGUGGGGAGGUUAAACACAAAAAACGCCUGUUGUAUCCCUUGUGUUUAGGCGGUGUUUCUUCAUCUCCUAUGGAUAACUCUGUGAUCGUGUGUGAUUUUAUGAAAAAGAAAGUGUUGUCCGUCAUUAGGCAACAAAAUUGAACGCAAGGAUAUGCUCGUAAAUAGCUAAAAAUAUCUUGUCGGAAAGAUUCAUCGGUUUUCGUCAUCGCUACUUGCAUUUUAUGGUUUGUGUAAUAUUGUUGAAACCUUCAGCUGGACAUCCCUUCGUAUCAUCCGGUUCGCCCGACUGGCCAUUCUCAGAAAUUAGCGUGUGGCCUUUCUGAUACGUCCGCGUCGGGGCAUGCCGUAGCGUCAUCAUCGCGAUCAUCAUCGAUGUAUGCCAUUCGGCGCUUUUACUAGCGCUAGAAACGGCUGUUAGCAGUAGGGACAGCAGCCGGAGCGGAUACUAAGGUUGAUCACGGUAGAGACACGUUGAGGGAAGGAACAAGCGACACGUGUCACACAGAUUCUAUCUAGUGAGUAUUAAUCGCACACCUUCGUUCCAGAGCGAGUACUCUCUCUCCCCCUAUGUGUGUUUGAAUGUCUGACUGGUCUGAUGAUGAACCUUUGUAAAUCUACCUGCAAAUAUAAACGGUGUGGGUAUCUGUGUGCCUGUGCACCAAAAUGCUUUACGGAAUCGUUCCUAUGACUCAUUGCGACGUAAACACACAUAGUUUCACCGUACUAUUUCACAUGACAAUGCACCAGCGGCUGUAUGACAUUAAUCUAAUGAUAAUGAACAUCGAUUAACUAACUAACCAUUCAUUUUGUGUGUUUUUUUGUCUUUCUUCAUGCUACCGUUGAGUACUUCAUCUGCCAGCGCUCGUCGUAAAAGGAACGACCACUUGCCGCUCUUAGAGAACUCAGUCACGUAAAGUUACAUGAAGCACAGGAUCCCAGGACGGUGUCGUUCAGGAGACGGCCAAGAUGCGAACUAAUGGACUAUGUUCUAAAAAUCAUUCUCACAGCACAAGUAUUUAAUUGGUGUCUCACUAAAUGCAUGUGUGACACAAUUUAAUUGGGCGCUAUUGAAUUCAAGGGCACGGUCGUGCUUCUCCGACACUUUAAGUAAGUUCACAGCUCAAACUUGGGGACACGGUAAGGUAGGAAGCUCAGUAAAGCCUUUGUCCUGCUUUAGAUAUCUGCUAGGAGUGACUGUUUUUACAAAUUCAUUCACUAGUUUUAAGGAAAUUUCAGUUUGAACAAAAACAUACGAAGCAAGAUGCCUGCUGCGACUGUAGUUCGAUAAUACGACCUGUAAUACGACGUGAAAUCUAAUAUAAAGAGUUAAUGAGAAGUUGUGUCCAUAAACUCUAAAUUAUAAAUUUCGUUUGCUUCAAAAGGCCUAGAUUUUGUUAUUUCUAAAAAACAUACAGUGUUUCGGUACAGUGGAAGCUUUUUACUAAGGUUUCGUGAAAAUCGUGAAGGUACCAAAUUAUUAUCUCUUCGUGUUAUUUAAAUAAACAAGUAUUUAUUACUAGUAAACUCCGCAAAUGAUUCACCCAUCCAAAAUGUAUGUAUAAUAUGUAUACAUGAAACAUGUAUCUAAAAGUACGAACGAGCUUCUUGUCUCAAUAAUAAUUAUGCAGCAGAGUUAAAACCGCAGGAUUCAUCAAGCGUCUUCUAUAUUCCUUGAACAAAUGUUCUACUACGAUACCAACGGUGUUUUCUUGUUCUAAGUCAUUGAGUUAAAAAACGGUCCCCAAUUGGUCGAUAAGACGACAGCAGACGAUUACAUACUUCACGAUAUUAUUACCUUACGUCUACCAAUAGCAGCAGCAACAAAACGCUAAUGGCCUUCAAUCGGACUUUUCUCGGCCGUUUCUUUUCGCUCGCUACGAGACAAGCAACAUCUUUGUCGAAAAUAUUUUCAAUUUCAGAUCUUUAAAUCUUCUUGAAAUUGAUUAGCAACACUUCGAAAUACACAUGCGUGGAAAAAACAAGUAUUGCUAGUAAAGUCACUAAUUUUGAAUUCUAGCGAUACGUCGUCUUUACAGACUGUGGAACCACAAUAUUGGCCAUCGUGGCUAGUGCAAUAGCUUGUACAGGUAAGUAUUCUUCUGUAUGGGGCAACUUCAACUAUACUUCAUAGAAUAGUGACGUUCUAUGGUCUGACGUAGUUGGUUUGAAGAAAAAAGAGGGGACGAAAGUGAACGCGACGGUUUCCUGAUGACGAACGUGAUAUACAUGUUGCUGUUGGUGCUAUCGUUGUUGACGGUAAUGACAACUACGACAGUGGUGAUACUGGCGAUGAAAAUAGCUUAAGAGAUAUUUUUCUUACAGAGCAAACGUUCGAACGAAUCUUCCUUCGGUACCCCACCAGGCGAAUGCGAAAAAGAAGCCGGCCAGUGGGCUGAACCCCUCGAUCUCUGACGGAGAGCACUUCUGCUCCUGCUGUUGUCUGAUUUUUGCGUUACCGCGCUUUCUUCUCUUUCUUCAGCAGCAGGAGCAAAAGUUGCCGCCGCUCAUCGCCAUCUUCAUUCGCCUUGUUGUUGUUGUUGCUGUUGUUACUUCUCUCCUUCCCGCUGAUGUCGGUAUCGCGUUUUUCCCGCUGCCUUGAGUCGCACAGAGCCGCUAACGCCAAACCCAAAAAUCAAAUAACGAAAAAAAAAUCUAAGCCAAAACCUCUGCCUCUGUCUUAUACGAACCAGCAAAGAGUCUAGGGAGGGCUAACAUUAGAAGGAGACGCUAAAAAUGUUGUUAAGGAACAGCAACGCUUAUUUCGACCGAUAGCUAUAACGGGCAGCUCUUCCACAUUAUUACACAAGUCGAAGAACUAGAAAGACCAUGUUGCGUAGGAGUGUAUAUAGAACACUUUUUAAGUCUUUGAAUUUGCAAUACCCCUCCGUACCUCAACACAUCCAAUACUUGAUAUUAUUAUAUGGCAGACAGAAUAGACAAGCAGUGGUUAGAAUUUUUUAUUGCGCCGCAUCAGAAGAUUCUCUUUCAAAUUUCAAUGGUAUCGAUAGAUAUUGUAGACGCAGAAAUCAGCAUGCUACUAUAUGCGUCCAUCGUGCCCCGUUUCUAUCAAAAAUGUCCCUGUAUCCUAAUUGCCUUUUUCUGCUUCCACGUUUGCUUUUACCUCACGAAUGCCAUUCAUAACUGGGAAAUAGCCUUCCAGAUCUCAAUUUUAACCGCACGUUUAGGGUGUAUGACUGCAUAGUCUGCUUGUUUUCCGUAAAAGAGGUGCCUUUGUGAAUAAUUUAAUGAUUAAGUGGCCAUUUAAAAACAGGGUGCUUCCCCUUCUCGCCGUGUCUGUCAAGGAGCCUACUUGAUUUGAUGAAAUCUUAUUGACCUUAAUUUUAUGUUUAUUACUGCUAUCGAUGAUACUCAUCCAGGGUUGAGCUUAAUCAAGAUCAAAUCUGAAGUCCUUGACUCUGAUGGCGGAGGAGUGAUGUCAAAUAUUGACGUCGAAUGCGUAGUGUGUGGGGCGGUUGAGUCUCCCCAUUGGGCGGUCGAUGAAGCUGGUCACGCCGUGUGCAAGAUGUGCGCACAGCCAGGUGAUUUAGGUCUUGGAGGGGGCGCAGCAGGUGUUGUCGGUAUCAAGAAAGGCAUGGUUUGCCAUAACUGCAACACAACAACGACGACCUUAUGGCGUCGAAACAAUGAGGGCUUUCCCGUUUGUAACGCCUGUGGGCUAUACUACAAGUUGCACAAUACGAAUCGACCUUUAGCGCUUAAGAAAAAGGAUAUUCAAACGCGUAGACGUAAAAGUGGAGGGGGUCAACUUAAAACGAAGGGAACAGGUUCCGGCGGAAAUAGCAGUUCUCAGAGUGGCGGCGCCAGUGGUGGCAACGGGUGUGGAAGUCCAAAAGAGCAGUCGCAAGUGGUACCGCCAUUGCAAGCGUCGCUUUCAGCCGUCGGAUCUUCGGUCUCCACGACGUCCGGAACAACAUUAGCGUCAAGUGCUAGUGGUAUUGGGGGUAACAGCUCUUCUACUGAUUUACGGGUACCUCCUAUUCUACCGGCUGGACUUUCAUCCACUGGUCUAUCGUCAACGUUAAUAGGAUCUUCUCAGAGCGGAGUCUGGCCUCCUGCACAAGCAGCAGCUGCAAUGGUGGUCCUUGGUCAAAAUCUGACGUUACAACAAUUGACCGCUCUGCACUCAGGUCGGACGACGUCAAUAGCUGCACCCCAGACAACGUCGUCAUCAAGCACGCCCAGUCAGGUGGCCGCGGCAAGACAGCUUUUCGUUCAAGUAGCGCACGCGGGUCAGCAGUUAGCUAGCAGGGGAGGUAUACUGUCGGCUGGUCCGGGAAACCAGCAACAAAAUAGUAGCUUGAGUAGUCUGAGUUCUGUGAUCUCGGCAACUAGUAAAAACCUUAAACAGAACAAACAAAGGUCGCGAAGUCGGGUAGAAUCCCCUCAGGAUCCAUCAGAUGAACAAGACACCAUUACCAGUCGGAGCAGAAGUCAAUCACCAUCCGAUCGAUUGGUGAUUGCAGUUCCGCCAAAUGGGAGCUUAACAACGACGCAAUCAGUCGACGAUUAAAAAAUAUCCUUAUUAAAAAGAAGAAAAAAAAUGACUUAAAACGAGCAAAUAAAGUAAAGCAAGAAGCAUUGUUGCGCAACGAAGUAAUGAUGUGCGUGUGUGCCUGUGACAUGGUAAAUGCGCGAUCUGUCUGAUGCAUGUUGGAAUAUAUCUGGCACUGUUAUUAGGCUAUGAUUAUUAAAUCAUCAUACUAAUUCAUUCAGUUCAUAAACCUAUUUAUCGAUUCAGCUCAUUAUUCAAUCCGCGCCGUCCGUCCGUCCGGGUUGAGUUUAUUAAGGAUAUAUAUAUAUAUAUAUAUAUAUAUAUAUAUACUUCCAAAUGUGUUUGAUUAUUCUUUCAUUUCAGACAUGUUUGUUUGAAUAAUAAAGCAGAAGCUAACUAAUUCAUAUAAAAGCCUAAAAUGUCAAUUCUAACAUAUGCUUAGCAUAAUACAAUGGCCUGACUAGCUACGGUGCAUGCGCAGUGGCAUGUAGAGCGAGCGUUUUGACACAAUGUUAUUAGCCAUUUUAGUAAAUUAGAGGCCUCGAGAAGUUAUUAAAAAUCGAAGUAAGGUAAGUUCUCUGAAAAUGUCUGUGGGUCAGCAAAGCGUGACGCAUACUUUUUACAAACAACGCGUGAAAUUUUUGUACCGGAACACAAGUUACCAUGGCAACUAGACUUAAAUAGAAUUUUGCAAAACCGAGAAAUUAAGGUAGAGCAAUUCUACACAAAACCAAACCUCAAAUGUGUUGGAACACGCUAUUAUGGCCUAUGCCAUUCUGAGGUAUAUGGUUGCGUAAAGCUGUAAAUUCGAGUCUUUCACUUUUUCAUAUUUACCCAAAAAUCUGCUACGAGCCAAAUGGUAAACUAUUGCAGUGAAAACGUUUCGCGUCGUGCUUAUGAGGCGCAUGAAUCUCUUUUUGCUAACAACUGAAGAGUCUAUAGAGCGCUUACUUUGCGAUUUGUGAUAAUUACUAUAGCCACAGAUCUUUGGUCUUACACUGUUAAGGCUCCAGGAGGCCCACUUCUUCGAUAAUUGGCCAAGCUUUUUACUGUUCUAAAUAACUCAAUAACUAAUAUUCCUUGGUUUACAAGAUAUGUGGACGACAAUCUCUUGAAAUUUUGAAUUUCAUCGUUUAUCUUCAGUAUAAAUUUUGUCGAUUUAGUUUUACUACAAAAUUGUGGUGUGUAACGGCCGCUCGUUCGAAAUACAUAUUUCUCAUUUCAACCAGUUACAACCUGCUUUAUGAUUUAAACGAAUAUGUCUGAGGUAUAAGAAUGGUCGAAUAUAUAUAUAUAUAUAUAUAUAUAAUUUUUCAAUUGACGGAAAUAUUUUAUGAGAACGAAUAUUUAAUUGCAUUUGCUAUUCUGAUUCUCGUAAGCGAAUUUCAAUCGAAUAUAUUUACGUGACGUUGAUAAUGUUGAUGGUGCUGCUGGUGGUGUUACUUCUUUUGCAAGGAACAUAAUUGAGUAAGCACCAUAGUACAAACUGUACCUAAAUUGGAAACACAGGGCGGAAUAUACAAAUUGUCGAUAUUAACUGCCAACCAAAUGCUCUCCCAUAGGAUAAAAAGAUACUGUUCUCAAAUGUUCUGUAGAGUUCUCCAAAUCAUCAAAAGAUCAAAGGUGAUCAAAAAAACAAAGUUCGUCAAUCAGAUCCAGUAGAUAAUAAAUGAAAUUUACAUAAUACUGCAAUGAAUUGAACAAAGAAUAAUUUGAUAGUGGACAAGCUAUAAUAGUGACUACUGACAUUGUAUCUCUGCCCGAUUUGCUAACAUCAAAGAAUCAAAUUCUGUUGAGCUCCGGAAAAACCCUGAGCUACAUUGACAGCCUUCGUGAUUGUAAUCCUAUCGCAUUAUAAUACUCUGACGCUCAUUCCAACUAUUUUUACUUUCUCGGAUCGGACUACCAUUAUCAUCACCAUCACCAUUAUCGCCGCCGUCGUCGUUAUCUCUUGCUCUCUCAAUUGACUUUUAAUUCAUUGCUUGUGAAAUUCGUGAUUUUGGUACCUGUGAAGUUAUUGCUUUACCGACCAGUCCAUUCUUAGGCCAAUACAAAUCAAUUAAGUAUUUAGCCGACCGAGCAAGUCGUUUCAAUAUUAUCUGAAUAAAGUUGGUACCGUUGGUGGGCUAUUGAUUGUCAAGGGAUGUUAGUGUAAUUGUUUUAUCCAUUGGUAAUGUUUAUUGGUUGGUGUCGCGUAAACUGUUGAUAAGUAUUGAUCAUGAUUAACACACAGGCAGAUUGACGUUAAGUUCCUAGUGGUUCUCAGCUGGCAAAGCUGUCGAGCCGAAAGACUCGAAUAUGUCGAGAAGGAUAAUAUACUAAACCUACAAAAAAGUUCGAAUGUGAACAUGGGAAUCUUGUGAACCAAGGCGAAAUAAUGUACCUAUUAUACUAUAACAGAUCGAAUGAAGCAGUCCGAACGUGAGCAAGGUGUAGCGAUUAGAUGGCGCGUUAAGCAACGGAAGGGCGUUUCACAAUCAACAGGCAUCGUCUACGAAUCUGCAAAAUUACUAAUAUUGUCAAGCGUAGAAUCGUAAGGGUUAAAGAUGAUUUGAUUUGUUAGUUGUAUUCAUAUUAUUGCAAUGACUUUUUAUAAAGACGUGACUGCGUAGAUCUCUUUUUUGUUCACUAGCGAUAACAACAACAACCAGUAAUAGUCUAAUAAUAGAUAAAUAGAGGCAACUAGUACAGAGCCCGCGAAAUAUAGUUCAUAUGUAUGUAGUAUACUCUAUAAUGUAUCAUCCAUUUGUUCGCUAGGUAUAUACGUUUACCCUUAACAUUAUAUGUAUAUUGUACAUACAGAAUCAGGGUAGACAGGUCUCGCCACCUCAGAAUUUUUCUUUCGCUUCUUUUGCAGUGUCUACACACAUUUUUGUGCUGAAUUUUGCAUGUUCAGUAUCUUGAAUUGCCGCCUAAGCCUUACUUUAAUUAGAUUUGUGUUUUAUAGCAUAGGUUUUACAUAAUUAUUUUUUAUUUUGUCUCAAAUUAAACAAUAAUAACUAAACAAGCAAAUGUAUGAUGAUAUGCAUGCUGCAGACUAAAAUGCAUUCUCCAUAUAAGUCACCCAUUUUAAAAAACUUAGAGAGAGUUAAAUUGUCUAAAAUUUAUUGCACCAUACCUUUCCUUGUUUGUCGUAGCUGCUGAAUAUAAUUUCAGUCGUAGCAAUAGUAUUAUCAAGGCCGAAUUCUGUGGACAUGUCAGUGCGUCAAUUUCGUUUUUCCCCGUCUGUUAUACCAAAAGGACCUAAAUGAUUAUUACUAGAACCAAGUGAAAGCCCUUGCGUUUUUAAGCUGUUACAUGUGCGAUAUAAUUUCUGAAUAACUAGUUUUUUUAUCUUGGAAGUUCUUGAAAUUACUUGGUUAUAUUUUAUUAACUAUUAAAUUAUAUGUUUAGAUUUGUGCAAAAGCUGUGAACAUUAGCUGUGGUUUGUUCAAAUAAGGACGCUUGUGAGAUCUGUGCCUUAUUCGUCGAAAGUAUUUGGUGAUAAACUGACGAAACUGCUUUUUUGCCGUGGGUUCACUGUCAUCGUAGAAUAUUCAUCCUUACGCGUGUAUAUUAUUAACGCCAGUCAGAAUUAGCGGAGCAUUAGAAGUAGAGAGAAUGGCCCGUUAUUUUUUUAUAAUAAUGAUAAUCAUUAUUAUUAAAUCAUACAUGUAGUAGCCGCUAUUUAUGUUUAACUGCUGCUAAUAUUAUUAAUAAGAGGAAAAAAAUGAGAUGCAUAUGUCUUGACGACGACGAUAAUGAAUUAUAUACCAUCAUUGCUGAUUUGAAGAAAUGUUACAGAUCUGAUUUAAAAGUGCUCCAAUAAAUUUCAAACAUGUAUAUAAGUAUAUAAAUAUUACUAUUCAUCAUUAGUAGAAAAACUACAAUAAACACUCACAUGAAUAGAAAACCACACCAGAGAGUUGUCGAUGCAACGUGGAGCGUGUGCUCUUGUUGCCGCGGCUGCUGAAAAAGCAACAGCGGCAGCAAAAACAACAACAACAACAACAGCACCAACAGGUCUGGCACCAAUAAUGUGUGCAAAAUAUAAACAAUAUCAGUUUUCUAUAACGGCGCAUGCUCUCACCGUGCUCGUUAUCUUUCGCAUUAUUGUUAAGUUAUUGAAUUCAAGUACGAUUUUUCCCUGGUACAUAAUUUCCCGGCAAGUCCAAUCCAUAAGAUUCUAUAAGCCAAAAAAAAUAAAACACAUACGAACACACACAUAUAAAAGUACAGAUAUUAAAAAGACGUAAUUUUACCGGCUGUCCAAAGUGUACCCUAUGCGAUGUUCACGUUAUACAAUUCAUUUUUUAUUAAGGAAUUAAGUGUUUUAGUCGAUGAAAACUAUAAAACUAAAUGCAAUAGGGCUUAAUUCUGAUUUAUAAUAGAAUCAAAAUCAUAUUGCAGUUGGUUUCAAUCAGAUUCGUUGUCUCCUUGACCAACAGCUUGGAGCAUCUUAAUCGUUCCUGGAAUACAAAAGGCAAAUGGUAAUCAUUUCACCAGAGUCAAAAUUAUUGCCGUAGUUCUGCACUAUAUCCAAUACAAAGAUUAUUUUAUAGAGGAGGUGACAUUGACUAAUGGCAAGCAAGAUAUGAAUAAGUAUUCUACACCUCUCUAUAGCCAUUACUCCUAUUACAGUACAUAUCUUGUUUGUUGCCAUUCGUGUUUCCUUCCAAUCCUUGACAACAAUUGUAUUUGGUUAUGUACAAAUUUUGUGUAGGGUGACGGAUUGAUGAGGAAAACUUCCCUCUUAGCGCAUGUGAAUUAUUUACAUUAUUUUAGGUUAUAAAGUACGUUUUUGAAGUUCUAAUGAGCGAUCCGCUCUCCAUCAAAAAUACUCUGGAAUAUUAGCUUAAAUAAAAAGACAAUGUAUUUUUGUUGAUAAGAAAGAUUAAAUUAAUGUCAUUGAUGAGUCCUCGGAGAAAAACAUUUUGUGUAACAGCCCGAUGUAUUUAGCAGACAAUACGUAAGACACAAGAUCUGAGUCACAAAUACUAGAGGCAAAAACAAAUUGAAUACGGCAAUCUAUGAUCGUAAUUUUUUUAAUUUUGAAAUACGGUAACAAGUUGCAAAAAGAUGAGAACUGAAAUAUGAAAAACCAGCGGAGUGUGGUAAGAGGUAGAUAUAUAAGAUAGACAGCAAACCGUUGCUUAUCGAGGAUCGUGCGUUACACUCAAGCGGCGUUCCGCGAUAGACAACAGUGCAUCAUAUAAAGCUAAUUACUGAUUAUAUGUUGUUGUUGUUAUUGUAUUGGGUACUCAUGACUGCCUCCGCCACUGUUAACGUUGACAGCUCACUAUUCACGACGGCGAUAACAAUGAUGAUAGGACCGGGACCGAUAAAAUCGAUGAACUAUGCAUGAUUCCUAUGAUUGCAUUGUUCUGUACGUAUGAUUGAUCUUAUUCGAGAAGAAAAUAAUAUUAAACUGCUUAUAGUGAUGCCAGUAAUUAAUUCAAUGCAGUAGUUUGUAAUAUUAAGCACACAUGAAAUCAUUGAAUACACUUGUCGUUUACCUUUUAAACACCGAUAAAGCGAGGCGAAAAAUAGGCCACACAAAAAGGUAAAGGGGUAAAGGCAAGCCUUUACCUGAUCUGAAGAGUACCUUCAACGCAGCGUUCGUUCAUAUAUGAGCCUUUCAUACUAUGUAUUGUUUUUAUUACGACUUUAAUUAUUAGUAUUAGUAUCGCAUGCGGUAACUAUCGCUAUGAAGACGAAGUAAAAAAAAAAGCGGUAAUAACAAGAACGCUGUUGGACAACUAUUUUUUUGUCAGUUGUCCACAAAUUGUUAACAUGUAGCCGUGAGCAAAGAAAAGAUUUGUGUGUGUCUGUAUGGGAGGAAGUGACAUUUAGAUGACGUUGUCUUCUCCAUAAUACAUUACAAUUCAAUGUGAGCAGCCAGUGAGCAUAUUAAACGACUUCACAGUUGAACUGGCGAUGCACGAACGGAUUAUCGAAUCUCAAUUAGAGUAGAUAGAGAAGGAAGAUGUUAUUAUGUUAAGAUACAUCUAAGCCGGAAAAAGCAGGUAAAGGAGGAUGAAAAGUAAAUGAAAAUGUACAUCGAGAAUGAAAUGUCCCUGCUGUUGCUGCGUAAAGGCAGCACAAUUCCGGUCAUCGACAAUCGUCCGCCGGCUGUCAGGAUUGGAGCAUAAAA
Molecule: messenger RNA, 14454 nt
Organism: Varroa destructor (honeybee mite)
Lineage: Eukaryota; Metazoa; Arthropoda; Arachnida; Mesostigmata; Varroidae
Biological process (GO): cell fate commitment; positive regulation of transcription by RNA polymerase II; negative regulation of transcription by RNA polymerase II
Cellular component (GO): nucleus
Molecular function (GO): RNA polymerase II cis-regulatory region sequence-specific DNA binding; zinc ion binding; DNA-binding transcription factor activity, RNA polymerase II-specific
Source: RefSeq, a predicted model, not a curated record